UCUCCUGUCUGGGGUUUUGCCCCACCGGCAAGAUGUACGGCUAUUUUCGCAAAUCGUACGACGAUGUGGAGGGCGGUUAUCAAGGCAGCGAGCCGCUGCUGUACUCUGGACUUGAGUACGAGGACACGUACAUGCGAUGGGGUUUCAUCCGCAAAGUGUACGGCAUCGUCUUGUCCCAAGCUGUGCUGACAAUUCUCGCCUCUCUGGUGGUCUUGUUCAUCUCUCCCGUCCGGGACUUCGUCGUUUCCAAUCCUGCCAUUGUUCUCCUGACCGUGCUUUUGCAGCUCGGGGUGCUCUGCUUCCUCUACUGUUAUCGCCAUAGCCAUCCCGCGAACAUCAUCCUUUUAGGGCUAUGGACGAUCACCUUCAGCGUCACGAUAGGUGCCACGUGUGCUUUCGUUCCCGGAUUGGUUCUGCUGGAAGCGCUGCUGCUCGUAGCAGCCGUCGUUGUCUCUCUCACGGGCUAUACCUUCUGGGCUUGUCGAAAAGGCUAUGGCUUUUCCUAUCUGGGGCCUAUGCUAUUUUCGGCAUUGAUCGUCCUCUUCAUCUGGAGCCUGAUCCAGAUCGUCAUCGUCCCGGGGCCAGUCGGGAAAUUCGUGUAUGCACUCGUGGGAUCGCUCUUGUUCUCUCUCUACAUCGUAUACGACACCGACAAUUUGAUAAAUGGGUAUGAUUAUGAUGAGUACGUGUGGGCGUCGGUGGCGUUGUACCUGGACAUCGCCAAUCUGUUCGUGCUUCUGCUCGACGCUGUGAGGGGACUUCCGCAGACUGGUUCGCGUAGGCGCUUGUUCGACGAGGACCAGAUGCAAGGGGGUGGAUAGCCCAAGUGUCACUGCAGGUUUCCUGAUCUCUGGCUUUUCGUUGGAGUCUCUGUAUUUUUUAAUGGGACCAGUCAGAGUCGGGGAUCUGUUGCCCACCGCCGCCGGACUCCUGUCUAAGUUCGAUAAACUGGUGAAGAUGUUUCUGGUGAGAUUGAUGAUCGCCGACUGCAACUUGUUCAUCAGGAGGCUUAUUGUUUUUGUAGGUAUCUAGGUUUACAGAUUUCCUUUCCUUGUCGUGCACAAGGAACACAGUUUUGAUCUUGCGAUUUCCACUGUAAUGUAUCUGUGAAAGACUCAAGUUAUCUCUCCACUCUUCACUGAGGCAGUCCUUUCUUUUUUUUCUUUUUUUUUCUCAGUCGCUUUGAUUGGUUGCUUGACCGGUACAGGAAGGAGACAGGUAGAAAGGUGCUGCCAUAGUGACAAGCUAAGACGACUCUCAACCAGUACAGGACUCAUGGUGGUGAUUUUGGUGGACAUCAGGGAGGGUACGACGUCAGUUCCAGGUGAGAGAGAGGCUUUGUGUGAGAGUUGUAUCCUGCAAAGAUGUGGCGGGUGACGAAGCAACCAGAGCUUGAUUUGCCAAGACAGAUCAGAAUAUAUUGAGGCCUGUAUCGGUCAUUAACAAGAACAGGUGGGAGAGGAAGUGCAUGGAGGAGAGAGAGAGAGAGAGAGAGAGAGAGAGAGAGAGAGAAGUUUCAUGGGUCAACUCAGCGACAAAUGUAUAGUGGAUUAUGGGAAGCUGUUGACGCGAUAAUAAAUAUUAAAUACUAAUAAUAUGCAAAAUAUUAAUUAUGUAAUGGAAUAUAAAUCAUGUAAUAAAAUAUUGUUGUAUCAAAGACUAUGAAUUUAAUUAAAUAUCAUAUUAUAAUAAAAUAUUAAAGAUGUGGACAAGGGGGCACUAUAUUGUGUUUCAUGUUGUGGCAUAUAUAGUACAGGGUGGUGCCAUGUUUUGCUCUUGUAUACAUGAUACAGGUAAAAACUGUACUCCACUAGGCCUAGGAUUUUUUUUAUUUUUUAUUUUUAACUCCUCAUCUGCUUGCAUCCGCAUUCGAACUCAGGUCUGUAUUUCAACAGUUCAUGUAUGUACCAACUGAUGUUCAUGUAGUCUAUUAGUCUGGGGUCUUGACAGGCUUUAUUUAUUUUAUUUUUUUCGGGUCGCAGCUCAGCCGGAAACACUCUCCUCUGCUGCAUACAUUGUAUAUUAUUUUGACAUGUAAAGUAACAGCCUAACAGGGUACGUGGUUAAGGUAUCAGGGUAUGUGGUUAAGGUAUCAGGGUAUGUGGUUAAGGUAUCAGGGUAUGUGGUUAAGGUAACAGGGUAUGUGGUUAAGGUAACAGGGUACAGGGUAUGUGGUUAAGGUAACAGGGUAUGUGGUUAAGGUAACAGGGUAUGUGGCUAAGGUAACAGGGUAUGUGGUCAGGGCUUCGAACUAAGUUCGAAGUGAAAUAGAAUAUACAGGCCAAACUGCUAAACGUGAGACGACUUCAUUUUCUGCAGCUGAAAAUAGGAAAAGCUGCAUACGGUGUAAAUUAUUUGUGCAUAAGCAGCGUAAGUAGUAAGAAAAGUAAAACUAAUUUGAUGGA
Molecule: messenger RNA, 2405 nt
Organism: Chara braunii
Lineage: Eukaryota; Viridiplantae; Streptophyta; Charophyceae; Charales; Characeae
Source: the annotation of a GenBank genome assembly